AUGACAUCUUACUGCCCCCGAUGCCAAAAAAGCUUUCCUUUUUUUUCAGCCAGACAGCAGCAUAUUAGAGACUCCCUCAACCAUCACAUCUGCCAUAUCUGCUCACCUCCUCCUGAUUAUGCGACGGAAGAUGAACUAGAUGAGCACCUACAAGAUGAGCACAAUAUUUGCGUCACUUGCGAUAAGCAAUUCAAUACUCCUCGUCAGCUUGUUCAACAUGAUGUCGCGAAACACAAUAUGUGCAUGGCUUGUCGAAAGUAUUUUACUAGUCCUUCAAAUCGGAACAGCCACAUGAUAACCCACGUUGAAAAGAAUAUUAUCUGCCCGGGGUGUUCAUCUCGGUUUUCCAGGGAUUCCGCGGUGUUAUUGCACCUUGAAGCUGGAACAUGCGUUUCCGGCGUUGAUAUCGAGGACGUAACCCAACUGGCAUUUGAUUGCGACCAAGCAGAGGAUUAUACCUCGUAUGAUCCUGACUUUGAUUUCAAAUGCCCACGUUGCCAAACGUCAUUCGCCUUUAUAAGUGGCCUUCUGCAGCACGCUGAGAGUGGUUGCUGUGAUAAAUUGAUGGAAAGAGAUAGCUCACUUGGCAAAUUUCUUCGCUUUGUCAGAUCUUGCAUUGCCUCAGCCACAUAA
Messenger RNA from Penicillium egyptiacum, 633 nucleotides. Lineage: Eukaryota; Fungi; Ascomycota; Eurotiomycetes; Eurotiales; Aspergillaceae. The record is from the annotation of a GenBank genome assembly.